Messenger RNA from Durio zibethinus, 1400 nucleotides. NCBI's taxonomy places the organism in Eukaryota, Viridiplantae, Streptophyta, Magnoliopsida, Malvales, Malvaceae. The record is from RefSeq and is a predicted model, not a curated record.
GUCUUCUAUCACCACCGUUUCUCUAGGAUUUGAUUGCAAAAAAUAGAUAUUUUUGUUUCAACAAAAUGCCCAUCUAGAGAUGUUCAAACCCAGAUUGAAUUCCUCAUGUAAACUUUUAUAUUCAUAUUUUUUAUAUUUUAAAUUUUGUUUUGUAGUUCAUUUUUUGCAGGUUUUUCUAGUAAAUUCAAGAAAACCCUAAUAUUUUUGUCAUUUUUUUUUUUGUUGUUUGCGGACUUUGAUGUAUCUUUAAAGGUCUAAAGACUAUGUAAGGAAGAUUCUUUCAAGCUAAAGGACAUAUGAUCAUUGUUUCUUUGCUUGUACUGAGUGGAGACAAUGAUUCUAACAAAGCAGUAUCGUUGCAUACACUCAUCUAGUUGUCAAUGCACAAAAGGUCAUCUAAGUGAAGAUGUGAUGUUCCUAGUGUUUCAACAUCUGAACUGGAAUCCUAAGUUGAUUGCCACUUUUUCAUGUGCAUGCAAAUGGUUCGAUGAUCUUGCCAAGAGAGUACUAUGGAAGGAGUUCUGCAAAACAAGGGCCCCAAAGAUGAUGCUUGAUCUGCAAUCUAGUGGAAGUCACAGUGUUGAUGGGAACUGGAGAGCACUUGGAAAGCUGCUUAUUUAUUGUUCAGGAAGUAGCAGUGGUCGCUUGUUCAAUAAUAUUCAAAUCCCUGGCCAUUUUGUUUACAGAACCAGGUUCUCUAGGACCUCAGGCAAGAGUUUCCUUUUACCACAGUGCAGGACAGAUAUUCUAUAUGUGUCUGACCCUUGUGAACAUCUUGACCAAGGGGAUGAGGGCGAUGUGGGAUUUUUCCGAGGAGUUUUCAAGUCCUUCUUUGUUUCAAAGGUUCGGAAGUUGUUGAUUGACAGGGGUGCCAAGCUUCAUCCAACAGCUGUGUGCCCUUAUUGUAAGGCAAAGUUGUGGGACAUGCUGCAAGCUAAAAUGAUACCACAAAGUGCAAGCUGUAGGUUGGGUGCUUAUGAGGAUUGCGUUGAGUAUUAUGUGUGUCUUAAUGGACAUAUGCUUGGCAUGUGCACCCUUUUACCCUUGUCUGAUUCUGAAGAGGCAUCUGAACCAGAGUGAUAGUUUGAAUGCGAACCAGUUGGUUUAUCAUCUCAUGUGUGGAUUGAUCUUCUGGUGGAUCAGAUAUAGAUAGGGUGGAGACAAGAUGGGGUAUUCCAACUUUGUUUCUCAGGACCUGAAAUCAACCAUCAUAACUUGGCCUCUAUUCAGAGGUGUUUUGCUGCUUGUCUAGCCCUCACCAAGUGUUUUCUACAAGGGCUAGAAUCUAGUGCUAACCAUUUGCUAUUCAAUUAUCCAUUGGUUAACAGUGGUCACUGUGAACAUGUAAAUACCUACAUACCAUGUAUGUUGUACAUUUAUGUAUUGCUCGUGUUUGAAUA